ACUGGGGAAGCUCUCAGACCAACAGAGAAAGCAGCUGCCAGCAAGGACAAGCUCAAUCCACAAAGCAUAACCGGCAGCCUUGAGGAGCAGAGGAGACUCCUUCAGAGCACGCCUUGCCCCCUUAAACAGCCUGUAUUUCCUACUGCCACCCAAGGAGCCAGUCAGCUACUCCUCCUGGAUUAUAAGGGCCAAGGCUACAGAUGGCAGGCUUGGGUAUUCAAAGCCAUCUGCUCUGUUUAUUUCGCUGCCUUUCCAAGUAAAAAAAGAAAGGCAUCAAAGGAAAGGAGAAAGAGGGGGAGAAAAACAAAAGCAAGCGUCCGGCAACUUGAACGGUUUGAAGACACGGAGAUCCCCCACUUGGAGCAUCUUCUGAUGGCACUUUUAAGCACAGUGGUUAAAAGGACAGCUCUCAAGGAACUGGGAACAUCAGCCCUCAUGCUGACCAGACUUUGAGAUUUCUGGCUAUGCACUUCUGAUGUCAACAACAGCACAUCUUUGCAGCCCUAAGUGGAAGCAAUGACCUUUAUUAAAUCUUAGCUCCAGAAGUGCAUCUCCUCCACAGACCUUUGCUAAAAGUGGACAUAGCCUCCCCAGAGCGAACCUGAAAGAUGAGUGAUGGCACAUGGAUCACACUUAGUCCGGCAGAGUUCACUCAACUCCAACAAUAUUCUGUCUAUUCCUCAAAGAAAUUAAAAGAUGUUUUAGAAGAAUUCCAUGGGGAUGGUGUCCUAUCAAAAUACAACCCAGAACAGAAAAAAGACACUCUGAACCAACCUAUUGACUAUGAAGGAUUCCAACUCUUCAUGAGAACAUACCUGGAGGUGGAGAUUCCAGAGGAGCUCUGCCAGCAUCUCUUCAUGUCCUUCAAGCGAAAAGUCUGCCAGAAUUCCCCAGAAAGCCAGCGGCAAAGCUCCAGCAUUCCUCAGCUCAACACUCUUGAGGGCAAGACGAUUGAUACAGGCAUCUCCAUCCAGACUGAAGUUGCUUGCGCCCCUGUAACAGGGAUCAAUGGGAAGACUCUGCUAAAUUCCAUUGGAAGACACACACCUGAAUCCAAAAGCCCCCAGGCAAACCUUGCAGAGCAGCAACCAGCAUCUCUAAGUCCCAUUCCAGCUGCCAACAACAAUACCCUCGGGAAUGCCUCGCCUAGCUGGUCCAGGUCAUCAUCGCAGAAAUCCACUGCUGGUACCUUCUCUGCUCAUAACUCCUCAGGGUCUUCCAAGAUCUCCUCAGGCUCUCUGCUUAACCCACAAUCCCCAGGCUCCAGAAGCUUGGAGAAGAAAUUACCAUUCAGCCUCCGAAAGAGCCACAACUCUCUGAAAACUGCCACUCUGCACUCGCCAGCCCCUCUGGCUCAGGUAGUCUACCUGAAGGACAUUGUCUGCUACCUGUCACUGCUGGAAAGGGGACGGGCUGAGGAUAAGCUGGAGUUUAUGUUUCGUCUUUAUGACACAGAUGGCAAUGGCCUCCUGGACAGCUCGGAGUUGGAUCGUAUUAUCAAUCAGAUGGUUCACGUAGCAGAAUACUUGGAAUGGGACUCCACAGAACUAAGGCCAAUCCUGAAGGAGAUGAUGGAAGAAAUAGACUAUGAUCACGAUGGAACUGUGACACUGGAAGAAUGGAUUCGAGGUGGAAUGACCACUAUUCCUUUACUGGUCUUGCUGGGCAUGGAAACGAAUGUAAAGGACGAUGGCCAGCAUGCCUGGAGGCUGAAGCACUUCAAGAAGCCCGCCUAUUGCAACUUCUGUCGCACAAUGCUCCUGGGGGUCAGGAAGCAAGGCUUGUGCUGCUCCUUCUGUAAAUACACAGUCCAUGAAAGAUGUGUAUCCAAAGAGAUUGCCCCCUGCAUCAGCACCUAUGUGAAAUCCAAGAGAAAUGCCAGUGUGAUGCAGCACACAUGGAUUGAGGGGAACUCCCCAGCCAAGUGUGAUCGGUGUCAUAAAAGCAUCAAGUGUUAUCAGGGCAUUACUGGACUACAUUGUGUAUGGUGUCAAAUAACACUUCACAACAAAUGUGCCUCUCAUAUGAAGCCAGAAUGUGAUGGCGGGCAGCUCAAGGAACACAUCUUAUUGCCUUCUCAUAUCUGUCCUGUGGUUCUGGACAGACAAUCCCACCCAAGAAGAUCGGAUAGUGAAUCGCCAUGCACCAGCCCAGAUGAUACAAACCUGACCUUCAAAUACAACACUAUGACAGUGGAUGGACAUGGGCUGCAGAUUACCCCUAAGCCUGGAACUCAUCCACUUCUGGUGUUUGUGAACCCCAAGAGUGGAGGGAGACAAGGAGAAAGGGUCCAUCGGAAAUUCCAUUAUCUACUCAACCCCAGACAAGUUUACAACCUGGACCGAGGGGGACCCAUUCCUGGAUAAGAUAAACUUACCAAAGCACCCUGCUGUAGCUAUUCUGCCGCUCGGGACAGGAAAUGACCUUGCUCGCUGUCUCCGUUGGGGAGGAGGUUAUGAAGGAGGC
Sphaerodactylus townsendi is the source of this 2466-nucleotide messenger RNA. Its product is annotated as diacylglycerol kinase beta-like. Lineage: Eukaryota; Metazoa; Chordata; Lepidosauria; Squamata; Sphaerodactylidae. Bases 609 to 2366 code for a protein of 585 amino acids. Gene Ontology annotation, molecular function: ATP-dependent diacylglycerol kinase activity; calcium ion binding. The record is from RefSeq and is a predicted model, not a curated record. Gene Ontology annotation, cellular component: plasma membrane. Gene Ontology annotation, biological process: lipid phosphorylation; diacylglycerol metabolic process; intracellular signal transduction. The transcript is spliced from 20 exons.